ACCUCAGUGGUCACUUAGUCAUAGAGGGCCAGUGGAGGCUGGGAAUUGGCAGGAAUAUCUGCCAAGUGGCCCCCAGCACUUCUGCCCCCAAAGUUUCGGGAAGGGACAGUCCUAAUCCUUGCCAUCCCUCAGUUGUCCAGAUCGAUGGCGAGAACUCUGCUGGGUAGACGGGGCUUUUCCUCUCGGCUCUGCUGGGCCACGGCUGUGCCGUGCGGCUCUUGCUGGCCAAUGGUGCCAACCCCAACCAGUAAGUGGACAGGCCACAAUGCCCCAUACUCCCAGGGCCCAGAUCCUGAGACCUGGUUUCUUCCCCAGAGGCCUCUUUUCCUCAUAGUUCUUCCAGUUACUGUGACCCCCUUUGCCCUCUAAGCCCCUCCUGUCCCCCAGGGAUUUCUCAUUCCCCGGUGCUUCCUGAGCUCGUGGUGAUCCUCUCAUUACCACAAAGGCCCCAUAAGCCCUCACAUGACCUCUCCACCCUCCCACUUCCCAUGUUCCCUUGCCGCUCCUUUCCUAACCCAUCCCCACCCUCGUUAUUCCACCCUAGCCGCUGCCUGAACGGCAGCACACCAGUGCAUGCCGGGGCCUUCUCAGGCCGCAGCCAGGUCAUGGCACAGCUACUGCAGGCAGGGGGUGACCUGUGUCUGCAUGACCAGCAGGGUCACACACCACGAGACUGGGCUGAGCAGGGUGGUGUCAGACAGAGCCGGGAGGUAGCGGAGCUGUUGCAGCUGUGCCGCACCCACAUGUCCGCACUAUUGAAUGGCGGGGAGUUAGCACCUUUUGCAGCCCUGGGCCCAUUGUACGCCGGCUCUGGGCACGGCCUGUGUGGCUCUUUGUCUUCACUGAUACAGGCAGAAAGGACCCCGAGGCCAGAGCAAAUUGGGAGAUCUCUCCAAACCCCCCUAGCCUUGGGGUUCGGUCAGCUGAGAAGCCUACAGCCACUGGGGCUGGUAACGGGCCCGCCUAUGGUGGACCCCAAGGAGCUGCUGUCAGCCCAGGGCGAGCCUGACAGCACCUAUGAAAGCAGCUCCCAUACCCUCAUGGCCAACCUCCUGUGGAGGGGCCACCCUGUGAGCAGGCGGCAGCUGAAGGCCCCUGGGGCCUGUCCUGACGUGCUAUUGGCUGACCUUCAGCACUGCAGCACCUUGCAUCACCCCAACCUGCUGCCGCUGAUGGCACUGAGCCCCUCAGCAGACCUGGCAGGGCUAUGUCUUCUCUUCGAGCCUGUGUGGCUGGGCUCCCUGCAUGUGAUGCUGCACCCACCAAGGUGGAAGGAGAAGGGGCCUGGAACCGUGCCAGGCCUGCUGCCUGGCCACAUGCUGCUGCAGGUGCUGGAGGCCCUGCUGUUCCUGCAGGCCCAUGGGAGGGCCCACGGCAGCCUCAGUUCCCAUGCUGUCCAUCUGGUCCGGCCUGGCCUAGCUAAGGUCGGCAACCUAGAGCACGGACGCCCACUGAACCAACCUUGCCUGAGGCCCAGGCUGCAGCAGGGCUACCCCUGGGGAGGCCCAGGUAUAGGGCUACCCCCACCUCCUGAACUGUACCCAUGGCUGCCUCUGGAGCUAAUCCACGGUGACACACCUGCCACCACCUCAGAUCUCUACAGCUUCUGCAUCCUGGCUCAGGAGGUCUUCACUGGUCAAAUGGAUCUGCUGGAAGAGAUCAUGGCAGAGCUGCAAAAUAGAUGCCAACUUGAAGACAAGCCAAGCCUGGGCCCUACUACUGGUGCAGAUUCCUAGGGUGUCCUGACCCCUCUCUGCAGAUAAUGCCCCCUUGAGCCUUCCAGGAGGGCCUGACUCCUCACUCAGUGCCUGCCCCAAGGAAAGAAAACGACAAAGCAACCCAUCUGUCUCUUUGUUUAGAGUCUGGC
Molecule: messenger RNA, 1867 nt
Organism: Fukomys damarensis (Damara mole-rat)
Lineage: Eukaryota; Metazoa; Chordata; Mammalia; Rodentia; Bathyergidae
Product: inactive serine/threonine-protein kinase TEX14
Exons: 8
Coding region: 489-1736 (415 amino acids)
Biological process (GO): intercellular bridge organization; mitotic sister chromatid separation; attachment of spindle microtubules to kinetochore
Cellular component (GO): midbody; kinetochore; intercellular bridge
Molecular function (GO): ATP binding; protein kinase activity; protein binding
Source: RefSeq, a predicted model, not a curated record